Aaosphaeria arxii CBS 175.79 is the source of this 834-nucleotide messenger RNA. RefSeq lists its product as uncharacterized. Gene Ontology annotation, molecular function: GTP binding; GTPase activity. The record is from RefSeq and is a predicted model, not a curated record. The annotation marks the transcript as partial. Lineage: Eukaryota; Fungi; Ascomycota; Dothideomycetes; Pleosporales. The transcript is spliced from 2 exons. Gene Ontology annotation, cellular component: endosome. Gene Ontology annotation, biological process: regulation of endocytosis.
GAGCUCGGGAGCAUGUACGACUAUUUGGCAAAGAUUAUACUGCUUGGUCCAAGCGGAGCCGGGAAGUCGUGUUUGUUACAUCGAUUCGUGAAGGGAGAGUGGCGUGUUCUCUCUUCUCAGACUAUCGGCGUCGAAUUCUCCUCCAAGAUCGUACAUAUCGGAAAACCGCCUCGGCGAAGGAGAAUAAAGCUGCAACUAUGGGACACCGCUGGCACAGAACGGUUUCGAUCGGUCUCGCGCUCAUAUUAUCGCGGAGCCGCAGGAGCUAUACUUGUCUAUGAUGUCGCAAACUGGCGAAGUUUCGAAGGCGUGGGGACUUUCUUGGAUGAUGCCAGAGCUCUGGCUGGGCCAGAUUUGACCGUAAUCCUCGCGGGAAACAAGAGCGACGUAGUUGAUGGACCACAAGGAGUGGCAGCAGCAGUGAAUCCGUCACUGGGAAGUGUAUAUGGAAGCUAUGGAAACGCAAGCGACGUAGGAGACGCCGAAGACAGCUUACCCCCGCCGACUCCAAGCAGCCAGUCAAGCCGGUCAGGAACAACCUCGCUUGGGCUUUCAAAUCCCGCCACAGUUGCCCCGGAUGGACGCGACGUACCUCAAGACCUGGCCUCCCGAUGGGCUGGGUCGCAUGGAAUUCCCGUUGCUGUUGAGGUUUCCGCACUCAACGGAGACAAAGUAAACGAGCUUUUUGAAAGACUAGCCAGCAUGAUCUUGACCAAAAUCGAACUAGGGGAGAUCGACCCCGACGACCCCAACAGUGGCAUUCAGUAUGGCGACAUUGGUGGGUGGGGAUACACUGACGAUGCAAAUGGAAGUGUGAGGAGCGGUGAAGAAGGA